This is a messenger RNA of Polistes canadensis, 4933 nucleotides long. RefSeq lists its product as uncharacterized. Bases 320 to 2005 code for a protein of 561 amino acids. The transcript has 9 exons. Gene Ontology annotation, molecular function: polynucleotide 3'-phosphatase activity; ATP-dependent polydeoxyribonucleotide 5'-hydroxyl-kinase activity; protein binding. The record is from RefSeq and is a predicted model, not a curated record. NCBI's taxonomy places the organism in Eukaryota, Metazoa, Arthropoda, Insecta, Hymenoptera, Vespidae. Gene Ontology annotation, biological process: DNA repair.
AUGAUUAAAAGUAAUGUCUGAAUAAUGUUUUAUAUUUUUAUUUAUAAAUAAAUAAGUUUUAUAUAUGUUUUUAUAAAUAAUUUUUAUUGAACUUAUAACGAGAUGAAGUAGAAAUAGAAAUUAUUUGAAAUGAUUCUAAGAUAUAUACUUGAUGUAUAAGAUUUAUAUAAUAAAUGUAGAAAAAAUGAUUACAUAAUGCAUACAUUAUUGCAGAUGAUUUUAUUACGGUUUUUUGAAUUGCGACGACUACGAAUGUAUAUAACAGUUACAAAUUUAUAAAUUUUAUAUUAUUGAAAACAAAAAUUGUAAUUAUAUUGGAAUGGGUGAACGAGCUAAGAGUUGUUAUUUAAGAAGUAAUAGUGAAACUCUAUCAACUGUUUAUUUACCUGAUUCUUCUCCAAUCUUUAUAGGACGUUCUGAAGGAACUAAUAUUAUUGAUAUAAAGUGUUCAAGAAAACAAGUUAGAUUAUGUGCAGAUUAUGUGCAACAUAUAGUAACGGUUCAACAAGUUGGUACAAAAGCUUGUGGUAUAAAUGGCUUCAAAACUCAAAAAGAUAAUAGAUUCAUUGUCAAACAUAAUGAUAGAUUAGAAAUUUUAUAUGGGAAGCACAUAUAUCAAAUAGAAUUUAAUCCACCACCUAAAGAACAGAAUGAUCAAACAUUGGUACAAAAACGAUCUUAUGAUUCGGAAGAUGAAUCAUUAAGUAUAGAUACAACGAACUCGUGCAAAAUGCGCAAAAUAGAAGAUGAAAGUAAUGCUAUCGUACAAGAAAUGAUUAGCAAUGAAAACAAUUAUUCGAUAAAUGGAGAAGAUAAAGAAAUCAAUGCUAUUGCUUCAACAUCCAAGGAAAAUGAUGUAGAUAAUAGUACAAUGAAAACUACAGGAUUGUGGGACAGUAAUAAAGAAUUACUGAUAUAUACUCCACCAAAUGUGCAAAACCGUCCAAAGAUAGCUGCAUAUGACAUGGAUGGCACAUUGAUAAAAACAAAGUCUGGUCUUGUAUUUCCAAAAGAUGUUCAUGAUUGGCAAUUGAUAUACCCUACAGUACCUAAAAAAUUAAAACAAUUCUAUGAAGAUGGUUAUAAAAUUGUCAUUUUUACUAAUCAAGGAGCUCUUGGUACAGGAAAAGUGAAAAUAGAAGAUUUUAAAGUCAAAAUUGAGAAAGUAGUACAAAAAUUAGGUGUUCCUAUUCAAGUCUUUAUUUCUAUGGAAAAAAAUAUAUAUAGAAAACCAGCACCAGGAAUGUGGAAUAAACUCGUCAACGAUAAAAAUGGAGGUUUCAGCAUUGAUAAAUUAAAUUCUUUUUAUGUUGGAGAUGCGGCAGGUAGACAAAAAAAUUGGGCACCUGGUAGAAAGAAGGAUCAUUCUAAAGUAGAUCGUUUAAUGGCUAUGAAUAUAGGUUUACAAUUUCAAACCCCAGAAGAACACUUUCUUGGGCAUAAAGCUGCACCAUAUAUUUUACCUACAUUUAAUCCAAAAGCAUUGCAAAAAGAUGAUAACCCCACUGAUGCUAAAAUUACUUCGCAACAACAAGAAAUGAUACUCAUGGUUGGUAGUCCUGGCUCUGGAAAAUCUCAUUUUGCUAAACUUUAUUUAACCGACUACGAUUACAUUAACAGAGAUACUUUGGGAAGUUGGCAGAAAUGUAUAUCUACUAUGGAACAAUCUUUGAUUAAAGGGAAACGUGUUGUUAUAGACAAUACUAAUCCAAAUCCUGUCUCACGUGAAAGAUAUAUUACAGUAGCAAAAAAAUAUAAUAUUCCAAUUAGAUGCUUUCUCUUGACAACAAGUACUGAACAUGCCAAACAUAAUAAUAAGUUUCGUGAAUUAGUUGAUUCUAAUCAUGCUAAGAUUAGUGACAUCAUCAUAAACUCUUAUAUGAAAAAUUAUAUACCACCAACAUUAGAAGAAGGUUUCACAGAAAUUGUAAAAAUCAAUUUUAUUCCACGAUUUUUGUCUGAAAAAGAUAAAGAAUUAUAUGAAAUGUAUUUGCUCGAAAAUUAAUUGUAUUAAUUGUAAUGAAAAUAACUUAAAAAUAUCAUCACAAUUAUUAUAAUACUUAGCAUAAUUGACGAACAUAUUAGAUAAUAAUAUAUUUAAAAUUUUUCAUUUUUUUAUGUAUUAUUUUAUAUGCUACCUAUAUUGUAUUUAAAUGUAUUUAAAUGAAUGAUUUCAACGCAUGUACAGACUAGAUAUGCAGGAAACAAUCUCGUAUUAGUGUAUAAGUUUAUUGGGUUAUUUCCCUUUUGUGUGUAAUUAAAAAAUAAUAUUGCUGUAUAGCAAGCUAACUCACAUUUUUUAAUAAUUCAUAUUUAUGUUUUUUUGGUGAUGACUUGCGUCUGGCAUACAUAUAGGUAGGAUGCUAUUGAACUAUUGAUCAUGAUCUUGUUUUUAUAACAGUAAUAAUAAUGGACACUGCUGUGUAUGUCAGUACAUAUGCACCUACUUAUGUUACAUGAUUGAAAAUACAAAAGUAUUAUUACAAGAUUGAUAGUAUUUCGUAGAUAGUGCGUAUCUACUAAAUAAAUUUAAAAAUAAAAUAUUAAUUCAUUUGUAAUAUUUUCCAUGAUCAUCUAAGUACAUGUAAUAUUUUUCAUGUGUUUCAAUUAUCUAACAUAUUUAAACGAGCUUAUGUCAUAAAUCAUUAUAUUUAUUGGUAUACACGAUUUAAAGAGGAUUACAAACCAUGAUAGCAAUAAAUCAAUUGAAGAAACUACAAUUUUUCUUAAUUGGAAGCAUGAAACACAUAUUACCUUUUUGUUACAGGUUAAUUGUGUUAAUUUCAUUCUAACAUCUUUUUAUAAUUUUCAAUUAAUAUAAAUCGUGCCUCAAUCGAUAAAUAUGUGCUCUUAAAUUUAUAUGAUAGGAAGAUUAUGGAAUAAUACUUUUUUGUCAAUCUUGUUUUUUCUUGUUUCUUUUUUUUUCUUAAAAACAGACUUGUAAAUAAUUAAACGUAUAGUACCAUGAUAAAUAUUUGAUAUAUUAAUUUGCAAGAAUUCCUUAAGAAUAAUAACAUGUAGCGCCAUAAUCCUUAUUUAGGUCCUGUUAAAAAUGGGUCAUAACAAUGAGUAUCGAUGUCACAGUCUGUUUGAGAGCACAUCAUUAGAGUUUUAAGAAUUCAACUACAAAGUUCUCUAUUUGCUAUAUUUGGAAAUAGUAUUUCACUAUAAUCUUCAUUAUUCGGUUCUACAAAAUAAUUGAUAAUGAAUAAUAGAUCUCUCUCUUUUUUUUUUGAGUUAUACUUUCUUCAUAAAAAGAUGAUUAUACAUAAUUGAAAUUGCGAAAGAAAAAGAAUUCUAAUCUUAUUUGAUUUUAACAGUGAUUUGUUUCAACAAUGAUUGUAACGACAGUUUUUAAUAUGCUCCAUAUUAUGUCCUCCUUCUAGAUUUCUAAAUUCGGCACAUUGUUCUAGUUUUUAGUAGCAUCUUGAAAACUCUGUAGGCACAUUCUUAAUUUAACAUUGAAAGUGUACGUUCUUUGAUACAUAUAAUAAUAGCUUAUAAAUAAUCAUAUUUUGUCGAAUAGAUAUUUUUUACAUUACAAUACAACUGCGAAUAUUAUAAUCUUAUGUGUAUAUUUAUUAUACGCAUUUAUUUGCGUACAUAGUCGAAAUGCAACAUUAAGUGUAUAUAUAUUGAAUUAAUAGUUAAGCACAAAUUAUAUAGAGAAAAGUUCUUUAUUAUUGGGUUAAUAUUACAUCUCGACCAUGGAAUUAUUGUAAAUAGUUAAAUGUAAUGUUUGCCAGAUAUCAUGGCCAGUGAACACUUGGGUAGUUUGGAAAUUUGCUGAGCAUCAAAUAGUUACUCUUGCUUAUAUUUUGUAUUAUAAUUUAUCUAUGAAUAUAUAUGUCUAUAGUCAAUAUUGCAUUAAUUAACAAAAAAAGAAAAAGAAAAGAAAAAAGAAUAAGUUCAAGGUAACUUGUAUCAUUCACGUUCCUUUGUAAUUAAAAAACACUAUUAACAAGUGUAAAAUAUAGGAACGAAUGUAAAACUCUUCAUUUCUUAUAGAUUUUUCAGUUGUGCAGUAAUAUGGUUGCUAUGGCAGCAUGCUUAUAGAGUAAAUUGCUAUUUCUGGAACAAUUGCAUUUUGAAAAAAUUGCUAAAGAUUAUACGCUAUCUUUCAUAUGUUUCUAUUAGUCAAUAUUAUUAUGUCAUGUGAGCAAAAUAUUCGUAUAUAUUGCAAUUUUUUUGUUGUAGGAACUUUAAACUGUAAAAAUGCAAUUCCAUUGCUUCAUUUGCAUAAAUGCAUCUAACUUUGACUAUUAUUUAGGCAAAAUAUGCUAUCGUUGCUCCCAUAGAAACGUUAUUGCUGCUAAAAUUAAUUGCAUAAAUAAUCAAUGUGCUGCUAAAAUUAAUUUAUAAAUAAUCAAAUAGUAUGUUAGCAUGAAAAAAUAGAUUAAAGCAACAGAGCGGUUGAUGGCAGCAUUUUACCAUUUUCGUUGUUUUACAUUUAUCUUUUGUAAAUAAAAUCUACAAAAUUGAUAUUAUCUUAUUAAUAUUCGUACACAUAUAUAUAUAUACUAACGUGAAUCACAAAAGAGUUAAAUUGUGUAAAUAUGAAUAUAAAACGUAUAAUUCUUAUUACAAUUACUAAUAAAAUAUCAACUUAAAAUUAACCUGUUAAUCGGGGAGAUCUCAAAUAAAAUAAGUUGUAAAAAUUGCACAUAUAACGUUGCUCUAAUAGCGCAAUGAGAAAUAAAAAUAAAACUGAUUUAUUUAAUCUUUGAUAUCAUAUAAAAGAAGGUAAAUAUUUUCAUCCGUCCCCGGUUAAUAGGUUAAUAAUUUUCCUUUAUAACAGAUCAGAUGUGUUACUUAAAUUGAUACCAACAACCGCUGCACACACAUCGUUUUUUAAAACGUAAUAUUAGUUGAUAAAUUCGUAAUUGUUAUAUUUGAUUAAAAAAAAAUUAGCUAAACAUAACUGCUGAAUAUC